Truncatella angustata is the source of this 1041-nucleotide messenger RNA. RefSeq names its product fatty acid desaturase-domain-containing protein. The transcript has 2 exons. NCBI's taxonomy places the organism in Eukaryota, Fungi, Ascomycota, Sordariomycetes, Amphisphaeriales, Sporocadaceae. The coding region runs from base 1 to 1041 and encodes 346 amino acids. Gene Ontology annotation, biological process: lipid metabolic process. The record is from RefSeq and is a predicted model, not a curated record.
AUGGCUUCGGAGUCAUUAAGCUCGAAGAGUGACCCGAAACCCCCACAGGCAUUUAAGCAGAAAGCCGAUAGGCCUCUGCUCAAACAUGCCGAGGACACGCGGUCACUCGGAUCCACCGCUCUAUUCUUUGCUGUCUUUGUCUUUACUUGGCUCAACUUCAGCUCGCCUAUCUCCGGCGGCCUAGUCUCGUUUAUAGCCUGGUUGUCUCUGUUUCAGCUCUCCUUCAUGGGUGCAGUCUCGACGCACAAUGCCAUCCACGCACCUUUAUUUUGGAGUUCGCAGUGGAACAGCCUCUAUCAACUCUGCUUGUCGCUGCAGUAUGGCUUUCCCGUCACCGUCUUCAUUCCUGGCCAUAACCUGUCCCAUCACAAGCAUCCCCAGCAAGCCAGAGAUUUCAUGCGUACCACCAAGGUUCACUACCGCUGGAAUCUCCUGAAUGGGCUUCUCUUUUUCUGGCACGUUGUGUUGACGGGAGGCGAUGACGAAAAGAUGUACUUCGCUGCUCAGGCUCGUCACAAUCGACCCAUUGUACGGCAACGACGGCUGGAGCAGGUGGCGGUCUUCGGUACCACAGCGGUGCUGCUUCUUCUUGACUGGCGUCGUUGGAUCUGGUUCGCCCUAAUUCCGCAGUUCUACGCAAAGUACUGCAUCUUGUCAUUGAAUUUGCUGCAGCACGAUGGGUGCGAUGUUACUUCCAAGUACAACUUUGCACGUAAUUUUACCGAUCCGCUACUCAACUACCUUUGUUUCAACAACGGUUUUCAUACCAUUCACCAUCUCUAUCCUGGCCUGCAUUGGUCAGUCCUGCCGCGGAAACACGAGGAGCUUAUUGCCCCCCACAUCGCCCCCAGCUUGGAGGACCCCAGCAUCCUAGCUUAUAUGUGGCGCACGUUUGUUUGGCCAGGCCUCCGGCUGGACUAUCGCGGAAACCCAGUCGUCUUCACCAAGGAGGAGAUGGAGAUGCAAGACGAGCCGUGGCACUAUGACGUGGCGGAGACCUUUUCUGAAAACAAAGAGUACCUCCCUGCGGGCAUGAAAUGA